CUGUACAACUCCUCCAAUUCCUCUCUACGACUCAGAAAACCGCGUUGAAUCUUACAAUGUCUCUCUCUCUCCAAUUCUGCACGUAACACAAGAGCUUGUGCUGUACUUAACAAUGGUGAGAGUACGUUAAUUAUCUGCAGCUGCAAGAAGAAAAGGUUAUUAGCCGAUUAUUCCUGCUCACGUAGCAAUGGUGAGAGCGUUAGCUGUUACUGCGGGCAAUGGCUUCGCCGCCGUGCCUACUACUGCUCCAGCCGCCGGCUGGGUCCUCGUCGCCUUCGGCUUCGCCGCGGCCGUAGCCGUCGUGGCGAUCGCCGUGUUCGGCUGUGCCGAUCGACCUAAACAGAAACCAAAAAGGAAGAAGGACAAGCGCCGCCGCCGCCGGGACGAUGACGGCGGCGGUGACGACGGUCCAGACGGGGGCGAUGGUGGUGGUGACGGCGGCGGGCACCACGAGCACGGCGGAGAUCAUGGUGGAGGCUGGCACCACCAUGGUGGAGACCAUGGCGGCGGUGGGCACCACUUCUCCGGUGACCAUGGGGGCGGUGGCGGUUGUGGCGGCGGCGGUGGCUGCGGCGGCGGAGGUGGGUGUUAGUAGCUAUAGUUGUGUACAGGUGGAGAUAAAGAGUUUAAAUACGAAUUGUACUGAUAAAAGGGAGUCCUAAAGAUAAGUAUAUUCUAACUUGUAUCUACAUCAUAUAUUCAUAUGCACUUUCUCUAUAUAUACCUAUCAUUAGAGUACACCGAAGGUCCCUCAACUUGUCAUCGAGUUACAAAAUCGUCCCCAACCACAAAACCAGGGAUAUGACAUCCCUCAGCUUAUAAAACCAUUCACUUUAGGUCCUUAGGUGGUUUUGACUCCGGUUUUAUCUGACAUAACGGCUGAAUCAGCGUGGGACCCAAGUAGACUCUACAUGUCAGGGUGACCACAUCACCACCCUCUCUCUUUUUUCCCUCUUCUCUCCCUUCCUCUCUCAUUUUCCCCCUAGGCGUUGAUGGCGGCGGCGUCCUCGACGCGGCAGGGAGGAGGGCCAGCGUGGUUGGCGGCUGGCAGGGGAGGAGCGCAGUGGACAGGAUAGCCGAUGCGACGGGUGGCGCCGCCGAUGGCUACCGUUGCACGGAUCGGUUGUCUGCCUACCCUCCUUCUCCUUCUCUGCGUGCCGUGCGGCGCCAUUGCCGUGGCCGUAGUAGCUAUAGUUGUGUACAGGUGGAGAUAAAGAGUUUAAAUACGAAUUGUACUGAUAAAAGGGAGUCCUAAAGAUAAGUAUAUUCUAACUUGUAUCUA
Molecule: messenger RNA, 1282 nt
Organism: Oryza sativa Japonica Group (Japanese rice)
Lineage: Eukaryota; Viridiplantae; Streptophyta; Magnoliopsida; Poales; Poaceae
Source: RefSeq, a predicted model, not a curated record